This is a messenger RNA of Bufo bufo (common toad), 2388 nucleotides long. RefSeq names its product fucosyltransferase 10 (gene POFUT3). Bases 271 to 1689 code for a protein of 472 amino acids. Gene Ontology annotation, molecular function: alpha-(1->3)-fucosyltransferase activity. The record is from RefSeq and is a predicted model, not a curated record. Gene Ontology annotation, cellular component: Golgi membrane. Lineage: Eukaryota; Metazoa; Chordata; Amphibia; Anura; Bufonidae. The transcript is spliced from 5 exons.
GCUGGUUAGCAAUGGAAGCAUGCCUGCUCUUGUCACCCCCUUCACUCUCCUUUUGUGUAUCUACAGCCACUCCAAUGUAGGACCCUGUGCAGAGUUUGGACUUGUGAUGUAUUGCUGAUGUCUGAUAUUUGGGGUUUAGAUGUGCUUUGCUUCACGUUUACGUCACCAGGCUUUUCAACGCAGUACAAUGUACAGUCAACAAUAUAUAACCACACAUCCUCAUGUACAUCUUUUUGAAGGCUAUUCCUUGACCAUGAUGAACAGUGAAAAAUGAUUAAAAUCUGGGGAGUCAAGUUUUGGGUCUCAUGCCUAAUUAUAGCAUUUUUUUUUCUCUUGGUGACACUCCAGGUGAUAGUUGAACUGGGUAAUUUUGAGAAACAGAAAGUAAGCUUGCUAGUAAAAGAUGCUGGCCAACAGAAAAAAUCCAAUCCAUUGCUGAAAGGAUUACAUGAAUCCAUCUUAUCCAGAAAAUUAGAAAAUGGAUUAGGCAGCUAUCCCAUUAUGCUCUGGUGGUCACCUUUGACUGGUGAGACUGGAAAGCUGGGUCGAUGUGGAGAAGAGACCUGCCUUUUCACUAUAAACAGAACAUACCUUCAGAAUCCCAUGACAAAAGUUUUUCUGUUUUAUGGCACAGAUUUCAACACAGACAGCUUGCCACUGCCACGAAAGCCAUACCAUGAAUGGGCUUUGUUUCAUGAAGAAUCUCCAAAGAACAACUACAAACUGUUUCAUCCACCAACCAUAACUUUGUUCAACCACACAGCUACAUUUAGCCGACAUUCCCACUUGCCUUUGACAAGCCAGUAUUUGGAGGAUCUCCAGACCCUUACGUCACUUGAGUACUUUGUGUCUGUUCAAAAAAAGAAUGUUCUUAGAAGGAAACUUGCUCCAGUAGUGUAUGUGCAGUCAGACUGUGAUCCUCCAUCAGAUCGAGACACUUAUCUACAAGAACUAAUGAAAUAUGUCCCUGUAGAUUCCUAUGGAGAAUGCCUUCAUAACCGAGACUUGCCUCCACAAGUCAAUAACUCCUCUUUUAUGGACGACAAACAAUUUUAUCGUAUACUUGCUCAGUAUAAGUUUAUCCUUGCAUUUGAAAAUGCAGUUUGUGAAGAUUAUAUAACUGAGAAACUCUGGAGGCCUUUAAAGCUGGGAUGCGUCCCCAUAUAUUAUGGUGCCACUAAUAUUGAAGACUGGCUCCCCAGCAAUAAAAGUGUUAUAAUUGUGGACAAAUUUUCUCAUCCACGAGAACUUGCACACUACAUUAAACAGCUGGACAGAAAUGACAGCUUGUAUCUGGAGUACUUAGACUGGAAAUUGCAAGGCCAUAUCAGCAACAUUCAAUUGAUCCAUGCGAUCAAGGAUAGAAUGUGGGGUGUGCAAGAUGUAACCCAGGACAAUUAUAUUGAUGCUUUUGAGUGCAUGAUAUGCAGAAGAGUGUGGGACAACAUACGACUACAAAGAAAGGGUUUGCAAAUCAAGCAGUGGAAAGCUGAUUCAAAACAUUUGUCUUGUCCAGCCCCAAAACCAUUUUCAUUCCUUCCAGAACGGUCAUCUAAGAACAGCAUGAGGGUACUGUGGAAACCAAGCUUUGAACAGUCCAAAAAAGAAGCUAAAGCACUCAGACUUCUUGUCGACAGGAAUAGGAAUUUUACAUCUCAAGAAUUUUGGAAUCUUGUUUUCAAACAUUAGGUUAAAGAGGACCUGUCACCUCUCCUGACGUGUGUUUUAGUAACUACUUGUAUUUUCCAUGUAAUAACAAUUCUGGAGCAUCUGUUUUUAUGACUCAACUGUCUGACCUGUUGCAUGUGAGCUUGGCACCUGAAGGCAUCGUUGUUGGUCCCAUGUUAAUAUGUGCCCGCAUUGCUGAUAAAAAUUUCUUUAUAUAUGAAAAUGAGCCUCUAGGACCAAGUGGGCUGUUUCCAUUACCCCAAAAAGCUCUGUUUUCUCUGCAACUGUGCCCCCUGCACUUUGUGCAGGCCAGGCAGGCGUGACCACUGCCUAACCCUGACAAUCAAUCAAAAUGGAAAGGAUGUGGCAGUUGCAGAGAGAGCAGAACCUCUAGGUGUAACUGUGGUGGUCUUGAUGUAGAGUAUGAAAUCAAGCUAAUGCUGAUAAGUUUAAAUAUUCUGUCUUUGUGUGCUGAUAUGUUUUUAAAGUGACUCUGUCACCAGAAUCAACUCUAUUAAAUCAGUCACAUAGCCUGUAAGGGGUGAUCCUGCAGUUUAAAAUGAUAUUUUCCUCCUCAUUGUCGGCGCCACAGUUGUUGAUAAAAUCUUACAUUUAUUCCUUUGCUUGCAGACAAUUUUGAGCACCAGAAGGCAGGCUUUUUCAGUACCGCUAUGCAACCCCUACCGAUGCCUAAACACUCCCCCCCCCCUUGAUUGUCAG